AUGUGCUUCUUUGAGAAAAAUUCACAAGAGGAGGAACCACGAAACCAUAUAGAGGUUACUGAAAAGGAAAAGUCACCGUCUCCCACACCAGCGGUGGAGUCCAAAUUCCAGCCGUCCAGUUCAACUAUUGUCAUUCCUUGUUCAAGUCCAUCCUCAGCCCAUGCCCCUUCCCACCAACCUACCCAUCCACAACCUCCACCUCCCCAACCACCUCCGCCCCCAGUCCACCCGGCACCGCCACCCGCCCAUACCGCCCCCAUCGUGUCCCCGUCAAGAGCCAGCAUCCAGGCCACGAUAUCUGCCGGUGUUAGUCUGCCGCCCCAGACCAUCGAGCAUGUGAGAUGGGCAUCGUCCGAAAUGCCGGCCGGUGUCUGGCGGUUUCGGGCCAACAACGGCGAACAAGCAGACAAUCCGAUCAGCGAUGACCAAUGUUCUAACUUCAUCCUAAUCGAGAAGGAGAGGCUGGCUGUUGAGAAGCAGCGGCUACAGGUCGAAAAAGGCCGACUGGACAUUGAGGAGAAACGCUUACAAAUGGAACGAAGACGGUUCAAGAUAGAAAAAAGACGUUUUCAAAUCGAAGAAGCCCUCUAUCUGUCCGGAGGCACAUAG
Acanthosepion pharaonis is the source of this 609-nucleotide messenger RNA. NCBI's taxonomy places the organism in Eukaryota, Metazoa, Mollusca, Cephalopoda, Sepiida, Sepiidae. The record is from the annotation of a GenBank genome assembly.